This is a messenger RNA of Daucus carota subsp. sativus, 1479 nucleotides long. RefSeq names its product F-box protein At3g07870. Lineage: Eukaryota; Viridiplantae; Streptophyta; Magnoliopsida; Apiales; Apiaceae. The transcript is spliced from 2 exons. The record is from RefSeq and is a predicted model, not a curated record. Gene Ontology annotation, molecular function: protein binding. Bases 95 to 1234 code for a protein of 379 amino acids.
CACACAACAACGCUAUUUAAUCAAAUUACAUCGUCAUAUUUAUCUCCGGCAUCCCACCGAUUUCAGCGUCUCCUCGGUCAAGGAAUGAUUUGAGAUGGCGUCUUCAAUUGAAUCGUUGCCCCCUGGAAUUUUUGCUGAUAUUUUGUCGAGAACUCCGAUUAAGACUAUAGUUUAUAGCAAAUGUGUAUGCAAGAAAUGGCGCAGUCUGCUCUCGGAGCGUUACUUUGUGGAUUUGCAUCUGUCAAGGUCACACACAUGCCUUGUAGUUCAACAGGAAGGCUCCUUACCGAGAUGUAAUAUGUUUAAAUUAGGGGAACUGGAAGAUAAGCUGGACCGAUUCGAUAUUUACCAUGACCCUGUGAUGAAAGUGAAGUUUAAACUUGGUUUCCGAUGCAGUGUGGUUCACUUGAGUGGUACGGUGAAUGGAUUAAUUUGUGUAUGGCAUUAUUCGGGUACUGAUGAAACUUAUAUUUGCAAUCCGGUUACGCGUGAGUACGCACUUCUGCCGGAACGCAAGAGUAUUAGGAAACCGUUGCCGGCUGUAUCUUAUGGUUUUGGAGUGAUUGCAGCUAGGAACCAGUACAAGGUUGUGAGGUUUUAUCAGGGCGGUUACCCUUCAAGCCAAAACUUGUAUAAGUCGGAUUGUGAGGUUUAUACGCUUGGAACGGGCACAUGGAGAAGUUUAGGAAAACUCCCCUUUGCGCUUGGUGGUUGUCAGAAUGGUGUGUUUUAUAAUGGUAAUCUUCAUUGGUUAGCUCAUGAUCAGAAUCACAUCACUAGCGACAUCGUGUGUACUUUUGAUUUAGAGAAAGAAUUUUCGGAAUUAAGUGCAUCUGCUCCUCUUGUUGAUGAGAACGGAAGUUUCACUUAUAGGAGCUUGGGAGUUCUAGGUGAUUGCUUGUGUAUAUGUGAUAAUACAUCAGAAUCUGAAUUUGUUAUUUGGGUGAGACAAGAUUAUGGACUGAAGGCAUGUUGGGUUAAAGAGAUUGUCAUUAACAAUGACUUUCAUAGACCUUUGUACAAGACGGUUCACGUACUCACAGUUUUGAGAGAUGGGUCAAUCCUGAUGGUAGCCCAUAACGGUCACAUGUUCACUUACCAUCAUGGGAAUAAAACAUUGCAGCAACUCGACCUAUCCUGGACCAGCGACUUUAGCAUAUGCAAUGUAAUGGUUUAUGUCCCAAGUUUUAUCAGGCUCAGGAGUUUCAUGUCCGAACGAGUAUUAAUAUUUUAGUCCUUUAUUUUUAUUAGUGUUUUGUGAAAUGAGUGUACUAUAUAAUAUCUCUGUAUGCAUCUUUGUGCAACAAAAUUGUGAUGUUAUAUCUAUGUGUGCAGCUGCAACUUUAAUAAGUGUUCUGAGGUUUGUAAGCAGCUGCAGCGCGGAUUUCAGCUUUGCUUCUGAAAUCCAGUUUGUAAGAUAAAUGUAGGUAUGAUUGUAAUAUUAUAUUUAUGUAUGCCACUCUCUUUCAGUUCGGUUUA